GAGAUUUGGAAGGCGGCAGUGAAGCGGAAGCCAUUACUCUCUGGAGCCGAUUGCCCCGAGACACAUGGGCCAAGGAGGCUUCCGCGGGGAUUUCUUUCGACCUGUUGGGGACCCCUCGCUUCCCCACGCCAGACAGGACCUCCCGUAUGAACUUCUCUUCGCUUCGGCAGCAGCUUCCGUCACCUCCGCUCCCCGAUCCUACUCCCAGUCGUAUGCCGACUUGGAGAGGCCCGUCGAGAGCAAGAGAGUAGCUUUCUGGUUGUCCCGGUGCCCUGUUCAGGCAAACUGACUGCCAUUCUUUGAGGAUGGCAGCUCUGUCCCCAAUGCUUGCCAUGUCCACCCAGGACUCCACCUAUCUCCAGGAGUCAGAAUUUCCUCUUUCUUCAAAAGACUGUUCCUGUCCCCAGAAUUUGGACCUGUUCGCAUGCAGUGGUCUGGAGCCUCACACACCCGGUGUUGGUUCCCAGGAAUCAGUGACUUUCCAAGAUGUCGCUGUGGACUUUACUGAGAAGGAGUGGCCCCUGCUGGAUUCUUCUCAGAGAAAGCUGUACAAAGAUGUAAUGCUGGAGAACUACAGCAACCUCACUUCGCUAGGGUAUCAGGUCGGCAAACCCAGCCUCAUCUCACACUUGGAGCAGGAGGAGGAGCCAAGGACAGAGGAGAGGGGCAUACACCAGGGCGCUUGUGCAGAUUGGGAGACUCCAUCUAAAACCAAGUGGUCACUUCUUAUGGAAGAUAUUUUUGGGAAGGAAACGCCCAGUGGUGUGACAAUGGAAAGAGCCGGUCUUGGAGAGAAACCCACUGAAUACGCUCACUUGUUCGAAGUCUUCGGCAUGGGCACUCAUCUUACGCAGCCAAUGGGAAGGCACGCUGGCAAGAGGCCCUAUCACCGCCGCGACUUCGGAGUAGCAUUCAAGGGCAGGCCGCACCUCACUCAGCAUGUGAGCAUGUACGACGGGAGAAAAAUGCACGAGUGUCAUCAGUGCCAAAAAGCCUUCACCACGAGCGCGUCCCUCACACGGCACCGGAGAAUCCACACCGGGGAGAAGCCCUACGAGUGCAGCGACUGCGGGAAAGCCUUCAACGACCCUUCCGCCCUCAGGAGCCAUGCAAGGACUCACCUCAAAGAGAAGCCCUUUGACUGCAGCCAAUGUGGAAACGCAUUCCGGACCCUCUCGGCCCUGAAAAUCCACAUGAGGGUUCACACCGGUGAGAGGCCGUACAAGUGUGAUCAGUGCGGGAAGGCGUAUGGCAGGAGCUGCCACCUCAUCGCGCACAAGAGAACACACACCGGAGAGAGGCCCUACGAGUGUCACGACUGUGGGAAAGCCUUCCAGCACCCCUCCCACCUCAAAGAGCACGUGAGGAACCACACCGGGGAGAAACCCUAUGAGUGCACGCAGUGCGGCAAAGCCUUCCGCUGGAAGUCGAACUUUAAUUUGCACAAGAAGAACCACAUGGUGGAGAAGACCUACGAAUGUAAAGAAUGUGGGAAGUCCUUUGGCGAUCUUGUGUCCCGGAGGAAACACAUGAGAAUUCACAUCGUCAAGAAACCCGUGGAAUGCCGGCAGUGUGGGAAAACUUUCCGAAACCAGUCCAUCCUUAAGACUCACAUGAACUCUCACACCGGAGAGAAACCCUAUGGGUGUGACCUCUGUGGGAAAGCCUUCAGCGCCAGCUCAAACCUCACAGCACACCGGAAGAUACACACACAGGAGAGGCGCUACGAGUGUGCCGCCUGCGGAAAAGUCUUCGGCGAUUAUUUAUCUCGGCGGAGGCACAUGAGCAUCCACCUUGUAAAAAAGCGCGUUGAGUGCAGGCAGUGUGGCAAAGCCUUCCGGAACCAGUCUACACUGAAGACACACAUGCGAAGCCACACGGGGGAGAAGCCGUACGAGUGUGAUCACUGUGGGAAAGCCUUCAGCAUCGGCUCCAACCUCAACGUGCACAGGAGGAUCCACACCGGGGAGAAGCCCUACGAAUGCCUCGUCUGCGGGAAAGCCUUCAGCGACCACUCAUCCCUCAGGAGCCAUGUGAAAACCCACCGGGGAGAGAAGCUCUUUGUAUCAUCCGUGUGGAAAAGGCUCCAGUGAGCGCAGCUGCUUUAAAGACAUGGGAUUACUCAGACGGGAAGCAGACCUCAUGGGUGUAAGAGGAAGCCUCUGUGAGCUGGCGUCUUACUGAAUGCAAAAGAAUCCACAUAAUUUGGGAGGAAUCCAAUUCCUGUAAAAACCGGGAAGAUGAGGUGUCCUCAUCCCAUGGGAGAUUUGUGAGAACUCACGCUGGGGGUGAAAAUGUACAUCUGUAGCGUGGAGGAGCCUUCGGGGUACAUUCGGCUCUUAACAAACACUAAGGUGAGAAACCCCAGCUUGGCAUUUAAUGCCAAAAUGGCUUCAGCAUCAUUUGUAGCCUUCUGGGCCCAUGAGUAAUAAUAAGCACACUAGGGAGAAUCUCUAUAUACAGUGGGUGGGGAAACUCGACUCCUCAUGACAGAAAUCAUACUGAAGAGAGAAAUGAGUGAAGUAAGGAAUGUGGGAAGGUCAUGAAUGGGUCCGCACACCAUGGCCAGCUGUCUUCGUGUGGCUUGCAAGCUGACAACAGCUGCUCCAUCUUUAAAGAGGAAGAAUGUGUGCAAUAGAGAACAUUUGUGGCCAGAGAAGUCUGAAAUACUUCCAGUCAUCUGUCCCUUUCCAGACAGUGUUGGUGGUUAGAACUGGGGAAAGGUACUCCUGACUUGUAGUAAGAAGGCAUCAGGGAUGCUGCUAUGUCCCCUCCAGCACAUAGGAGCCCCCCACAACAAAGAGUCAGUACCCUCAAACAUCACUGUUGCUGAGGUUGAAAACCUCAAUUACUGCCUGCAGCAACCCCUAAGUUUUUAUGAAUCUUGUGAGCACUUAUGCCAGGAGAAAUUUCUUCUACAAAACUUUUAAAAUACAAUCAGUGCUGAUAAUUCCUAUGUGGAAAUGAUUCUAGCCAUGGUCCCUCAUUUGUGCAUGUGAAUAUUCUCACUGGGAGAGAUAAAUCUCCCAGUGAGAUUUUCCAGUGAAUACAGGAUUGCUCUUACUCUCUAAUCAUGAAAACAGACCCCCCCCCCCAACCCCACUCAUAAAUUUUUUAUCUUUAUUUUUAAGGAUGCACUCUUCUAAAUAAACUCUUAAGCCUCAUCAAGAAAGGUUUGUAUAUAGUAUUUUUACUAUAGCUUCAUCCUUGAUAACAUCCUAAUUUCCUUUUGGACAACCUCCUUGACCUCUGUGUGACAUGAGAGUGUUUCUCAGUAUCGGUUUGUUCCUGGUACCUGAUUGACAAGCAUUGUGACCAGAGCAUGAUGUCUCCAUCAAGUGGUGAUAUUUUUGCAGCUUGCUAUCUAGCCAAGAGUGACAGAUACUUUUUUUUGAGACUGAGUUUUGCUCUUCUUUCCCAGG
Messenger RNA from Saimiri boliviensis boliviensis (Bolivian squirrel monkey), 3422 nucleotides. It is a transcript of the gene ZNF317, whose product is annotated as zinc finger protein 317. The record is from RefSeq and is a predicted model, not a curated record. Gene Ontology annotation, biological process: regulation of DNA-templated transcription. Gene Ontology annotation, molecular function: RNA polymerase II cis-regulatory region sequence-specific DNA binding; DNA-binding transcription factor activity, RNA polymerase II-specific. NCBI's taxonomy places the organism in Eukaryota, Metazoa, Chordata, Mammalia, Primates, Cebidae.